Glarea lozoyensis ATCC 20868 is the source of this 3060-nucleotide messenger RNA. RefSeq names its product Sm-like ribonucleoprotein. The coding region runs from base 1 to 3060 and encodes 1019 amino acids. Gene Ontology annotation, biological process: calcium ion transmembrane transport; intracellular calcium ion homeostasis. The record is from RefSeq and is a predicted model, not a curated record. The transcript has 3 exons. Gene Ontology annotation, molecular function: calcium channel activity; calcium ion binding. Lineage: Eukaryota; Fungi; Ascomycota; Leotiomycetes; Helotiales; Helotiaceae. Gene Ontology annotation, cellular component: membrane.
AUGUCUACACCCGUUACAGAAAAGGAGCAGUUCUCCUUUCCUGCCUUUCAGCCCAAUCAGCCAUCCACAUUACCACAGACACAACCGCAGAUACAGACACAGCAUCCCUCAAUUGUUGGAGAAACAGAUAGGCGGUCCUCAGACGAAGAUGGCACACUCCAUGGCGAGCGAACUGAUGACUAUCCCGAUCACAACCACCUCCGUGUUACGACGAGUUACCUCAAGGGAGACGAUCAUCUAGGUAUAGGUGCACGAGAUAACUCACCAAUGUCGCCAUCUGCACAACGAGAGCAAUCCCGUCGACUCAAUGAUGAUCUUGAAAUGCUGCGGGCCGAGCGGGUGGUGUCGAAUGCAGAGAAAUCUAUGCAAGACGAGAUGUCCAAGAAUAUGUCUAGAAACCGAUCGAGGUCGCGGACCAAUGCCGAACCACAAGAUGAUUUUGAUGUUGGUACUACGCCUAUACAUGAGCAGACCAAAGUGUAUAGACCACCGGCACACCCAACCACCAAUUUUGCCAAAGUUUUCAAGAAAAUUCAUCAGUCGAGCUUUUUGAUCCGAUACUUUUUCUACAUCACACCUCUGACCCUGGUGCUUUUGGUUCCGGUUUUGGUUGGACGCUUGGUAUUUCGAGACGCAAAUGUCGGUGGAGUUAGGCUGUUCUGGUUUGGUAUUUGGCUGGAAGUUGUAUGGUUGACGCUUUGGGCAGCGAGAAUUAUUGCGAAAUGCAUUCCCUAUCCUCUAGGACUCAUUGCUAGCGUAUUCACAAACAACGCAAAGAAAUGGAGGGAUAUGGGUAAACAACUUGAGGUUGCUGCGACUCUCUUCUUUUGGUGGCUGGCUAUCGAAAUUUCUUUCCUUCCUACAAUGAAAAACCACCAUGUCAAUGGAGAUAAGACCACCAAAAAUUGGGAAACUAUCGUUAACAAGGUGAUCAUUGCUGGCCUUGUAGCAGCUUCGUUGAACUUUUUCGAAAAGAUCAUCAUUCAACUCAUUGCUAUCAGUUUCCAUCUUCGAACAUAUGCCGACAGAAUCGAAAUUAACAAGUUUCAAAUAUCGAGCUUAGUAAAGCUCUAUGUAUAUUCCAAGGAGAAGAUUGCAAUGGAGGAUUCUGAAUUCGAGGUUGGUGGAGCAACAAAUUCUACGGCUGGUGCUCGAACUCCAAUGCAAUAUGCCAUCAAAGCACAGAAGAAUGCACGUCAAGCAUUCAACAAGGUUGGUGACGUUGCAGGAAAGGUUGCUGGGGAUUUUACUGGCAAGCAAGUCGCGACUAGUACUCAUCCACAUCAAGUCAUUCUUCAAUUACUCAGUUCCACAGGAGGCGCUCAAGUACUUGCUCGACGUUUGUAUCGAACUUUUGUUCAAGGCGAAGAAGCAGAAACCGUUCUCUCCGACGACUUGAAACCAGCAUUUGAUAAUGAUGAUGAGGCUAAUGCAGCAUUCACCAUGUUUGAUAAAGAUCUGAAUGGCGAUAUAUCAAUGGAAGAGUUAGAGGCUGUGUGUGUAGAGAUUGGACGAGAGCGAAAAGCUAUUACUGCUUCUCUGAAGGAUCUCGACUCGGUUGUUUCAAAACUCGACGAUAUUUUCAUGUUUAUUGUGGCCAUCAUCACUAUUCUUGUUUUCGUCUCGAUCAUUUCCACUUCGGCUUCCGGGGUGUUGACAUCACUCGGAUCUUCGGUACUCGCACUCUCCUGGUUGUUCUCCGCCACUGCACAGGAAUUCCUUCAGUCUUGUAUCUUCGUCUUCGUCAAGCAUCCGUUCGAUGUCGGAGAUCGAGUUACCAUUUAUGGUAAUACCGGAGCACAAAUGAAGGGAGAUGAUUAUUUCGUUAAGGAAAUUGCACUUCUGUACACAGAAUUCAAAAAGAUGGAAGGACACGUGGUUCAAGCUCCAAACAGUUACCUUAACACUCUGUUUAUUCUCAAUCAACGUCGAUCUGGAGGUUUGGCUGAAGCUGUACCGGUCACUAUCAAAUUUGGAACUACACUUGAGCAAAUCGACUCUCUCCGCGAACGUCUUCUCGAGUUUGUCGGCUCUGAGAAUCGUGAAUACCAAAAGAAUAUUCUCACCGAGUUGAGAGAGGUAUACGAAGCUUACUCGGUUACGUUGAAUGUCGUUUUCUUCUACAAGUCUAAUUGGCAAAAUGAGCUUCUUCGUCUACAACGACGAAACAAGUUCAUCUGCGCCUUGAUGGUCACCAUGCAAGAGCUCAACAUUGAAGGACCACGCAUGAAGCUGGCUGGUGCCGCUCCAGAAUGGCCUAUGCAUCUUCAAGGUGCUUUCCCAACUGCUGGAGGCUCUGUCAAUUCUCAACAGCCUGGGCCGGAUCAAGGUCAAGAGAUGGGCGUCGAUCCACCAUUCGUUCCCCAAGCUGACUCCGCAACUGGGUCUUUCAAACAACAUCCGUCCAUUCUACGCAAUAGAAACGGCUCAGUUUCAGUUGGCGGAAGAGGUCGUGGAGAAUCUCUGGGUCAAUUGAGUAAGCGUGUUGAUUUCUCACUUGGUAUGUCGGCAAUUUCUUCCGGUGCUGAUUUCGGCGACGUCUACGACGACCCAACACCACGAAUGCCAAUCAUCACCACCACCUCUCCCUCCCCAGGACCAGGUCGCAAUGGAUCUCGAGACGGCAGACCCAGCGACGACGGCGGCUCCCUCGGCAAAACCUCAAGUCGCGACAGCUUCGGCCGCGUAACCAGCGCCAACUCCCAGCGCACGCACCGAAACCGCUUCUUCGGUCGCAACAAGAGCAAGCUCAAUCAAGAAGAAGGCACCGAUCUCGACGAGCUUGAAGCCGGCACUCGAGACUUCGGCACGAUGCCUGGCAUUCCCGAGAUCUCGGGCCCGAGCACGGGCACGAACACGAUGAAUUUUGAUCCGGAGAAGGAUUCUUAUGGGCGUCCGAGAGCGGGCACCGCGAGUAGUUCGAGGAUUGAUCCUAGAUCCGGAAUCGUGAGUCCGCAGGCUGUGUCGAGGGAUAGUGCGCUGGAGAGGGGGGAGCUGCCUAUGGCUUUUAAACCGAGGAGGGCGGCGACGGAUAGUAUCGCCGGGGCGAAACAUCGGUAG